AGGUGCCCCCUGUGGGCCAAGGUUUUAUGCACGUCAGAUCCAUUCGGUGACCCUAGAGGUAGGACCAAGGGGAUGUCCCCGCUUUGUAGAAAUGGAGACUCAGAUUCUCAGCACUGACACGUUUACAGUCACCUGCUGGACAAACCCGAACUGAGCACCUACUGUGUGCCAAGCCCAGCCCUAGGCCCUGGGCUGGAGAGGGUGGUUGACAAAGAUGAAUGCGUCCUGUCCUGGCCCCUAGGAGACCGCGUGUUUGGUCCCUCUGCCCUUGGGACAACCCAGUGAUAGCCUCCCAGGUAGUGUCCCUGUCUUGCAGACGGGGCCCAGACCAGGCCCAGAGUGGCAGGCAUGUGGCCCAGGGUGGGUCCCUCAGCUCAGAUCUGGGUCUCGGGACCCCACCCUGGAUUUGCUGUUUGCCCCGCAGCCAGCCCCACCCAGACGAGGGCCACCCGCCGCCCCUCGAAGCUGUCCCGGUCCCCUGGAAGAGCGUGGGCCCCUGCAAAAGCCACAGGGAGUCCCCAAGAGGCCUGGCGGAGACCCCUGGAGGGGAGGAGGGCCCUGCAGCCGCCCAGCUGGACGUGUUGCGCCUGCGAAGCUCUUCCAUGGAGAUCCGGGAGAAGGGCUCAGAGUUCCUGAAGGAGGAGCUGCACAAAGCCCAGAAGGAGCUGAAGCUGAAGGAUGAAGAGUGUGAGCGGCUGUCCAAGGUGCGGGAGCAGCUAGAACGGGAGCUAGAGGAGCUGACGGCCAGCCUGUUCGAGAGCCUGCCUUCUCCCCAGGAAGCCCACAAGAUGGUGCGGGAAGCCAACAUGAAGCAGGCAGCGUCGGAAAAGCAGCUGAAGGAGGCGCGGGGCAAGAUCGACAUGCUGCAGGCAGAGGUGAGCGCCUUGAAGACACUGGUCCUCACAUCCACACCAGCCUCCCCCAACCGUGAGCUCCACCCACAGCUGCUGAGCCCCACCAAGGCCGGACCCCGCAAGGGCCACUUGCGUCAUAAGAGCACUGGCAGCACCCUCUGCCCCGCUGUGUGCCCCGCGGCUGGACAUACCCUCACCCUGGACAAGGAGGGCAAAGAGCCUGGGCUGCCCCCCCUCCUCUCCCUGCUCCUCUGCGUGGUCCCCAGCAAAGCUGUUCACCUCACCUACGAGCCAGCCUGGCAGCUCCUGUCUGGGGAGCCGCUCACGGCCCCCACCUCCGCUACCUCUUUCUCCUUUUCCCGACAGGUGGACACAACCCUGUUCGCAGAAUUCCAGGCCUGGCGGGAAUCGCCCACCCUGGACAAGACCUGCCCCUUCCUCGAAAGGGUGUACCGGGAGGACGUGGGCCCCUGUCUGGACUUCACCAUGCAGGAGCUCUCAGCGCUGGUCCGGGCCGCGGUGGAGGACAACACGCUCACCAUCGAGCCCGUGGCUUCGCAGUCGCUGCCCACCAUGACGGUGGCCACAGUUGAGUGUGGCAGCACCAAUACCUGUGCCCUGAGCGGGCUGGCUCGUGCCUGUCGCCACCGAAUCCGGCUUGGGGACUCUGAGAGCCACUACUACAUCUCGCCGUCCUCCCGGGCCAGGGCCUGCAUGUCUCUGCGUCGGGCAGAGCUGGGAUGGGAGACAAGAACCGUGUGAAGUUUUAGGAGGUGGUCCCCACCCUGAAGAGACCAAGGAAUGUGGCAUCCAUAGGGAGAAGAGGUUUCUGUCCCCAAAGCACGGCCCUGGGGAGAGAACCCCACUGCUCCCUGCCUCUCCUUGCUCGCCAGCCUCCCGUGGGGGCCCACUGGCCACCUCACCACAGCCCCUCCUGAGCCACACCGGCUUAGUCCCCUCUGGGGCACCCCUCUCUCACGCUUGCCUGGGCCACCAACCCCCUGCACCCACUUUGUCCUCCUGGCUGGAAAGGAUUCCUCUGUGUUUGAGGGCCCCCCCGGAACUCUGGACCCCGUGGGCCCCCACACACUUGGCGUCCCUCCCCCCGGGGCACUGGACAUUGAGUGGGUGCUUUUGGGGCACAGCUGCCGGCCACCUUGUGCCCUGUCUCUGGCUGGGCUCCCUAAAAGCUGAGCCUAAGAUGAGGAUUUUAUGCCAUUCUUAGGAGGACUGAGGAAAGCAGAAUGGCGGGGUGUGGCUUCAGCUGGAGUCUGGCUGCAACCUGAUCCACGGGGGCUCUGGAGCCCAGGGUGGGUUCCACCCGGAGGCAAGGGGGGCUGGCCUUUUAUACACCGCAUGCCGGCCAGCCCCCAGCCAUACCCCCCUGGCUGUGGUAUGCAGGGCUAGGGGGGACAGAGGGGCACCCAUGAGCCCUUGGUGGCCAACACUCUCAGCCAUGGGGAGAGGGGCCCCAGCCUGGGGAAGGGGCCUGGGCAGGGUACCAGCAGCACCCUCUCUGCAGAGGAGAGUAGAAGGGCCCACGUCUGAGCCAACUUGGGGUCCGCGGUGCCCAGCAUAGGGCAUACGGAGCAGGCCUCAGGCCAGGCUGGGGGCUUCAGGCCUGGGGAUCCAGGGCAGCCCCAGUGAGCAGCUUCUGAUCCCCCUGCCUAUCCUGGCAUUACCAGGAGCACUGGGCCAAGGCCUGGUUGGCCAGGGCCUCCAGCACGCAGAGCAGGCAGGCCCCUCAGGAUGAGCGUGGAUUCAAGGGCAGGCCGCCUGGUUUCACCUUCCAGUUCAGCCACUUACUGUCUCUGUGGGCUCUGUAAUUGUUGUCUGGUGGCUUUGUUCUUGGAGUCUCUGUUUUCCCCAUGUGUAAAAUGGGAAUAAUAAGCAUGUCUGCUUCACUGGAUGCAUGUGCUGGAUUAAAUGUUAGCUGCUGCUGUUGUUUUUAUUGGGAGUAGUACUAACACCACCGUUGGUAAUUAAAUUUUAUUUUAUUUAUAUAUAUAUUUUAAA
Messenger RNA from Leptonychotes weddellii (Weddell seal), 2870 nucleotides. NCBI's taxonomy places the organism in Eukaryota, Metazoa, Chordata, Mammalia, Carnivora, Phocidae. The record is from RefSeq and is a predicted model, not a curated record.